Molecule: messenger RNA, 7536 nt
Organism: Choloepus didactylus (southern two-toed sloth)
Lineage: Eukaryota; Metazoa; Chordata; Mammalia; Pilosa; Megalonychidae
Gene: LUZP1
Product: leucine zipper protein 1
Exons: 5
Coding region: 328-3555 (1075 amino acids)
Source: RefSeq, a predicted model, not a curated record
CGGGAGCCCAUCGCGGAGCUUUCGGCCGGCGGGAGCGCGGGCCAGAGCUACCAAGGUUAGCAUCUGCAGAUGUUCUUCUGUCUGCAUCUCCAAGCAUCUCUGAGUGUCUGUCAAGAGACAUCUGCCUUUGAAAGACAGUGAAAGACAAGACAGAAAACAUCAGAGGAGCAGCCGAAAGCAUUGGUGAAAAACUUAAAUUACCUAGAUGACUGAUAAUGGUCUUCAGCUGCCAAAAAAGGUUGUGGAUGCCAAGGAAAAGGUAACCAUUUCCCAUCUCCUCGAGUGGAAUUGGAUGCCUCUAGGAGCUCAUAUUGGCUAGCAGUAGUCAUGGCCGAAUUUACAAACUACAAGGAUACUGCCUCCAGUCGCCACCUGCGGUUUAAGUUACAGAGUCUAAGCCGCCGCCUUGAUGAGUUGGAGGAGGCUACAAAAAACCUACAGAAAGCAGAAGAUGAGCUCUUGGAUCUCCAGGACAAAGUGAUUCAGGCAGAAGGCAGCAACUCUAGCAUGCUGGCUGAGAUUGAAGUGCUGCGCCAGAGGGUGCUGAGAAUUGAGGGCAAAGAUGAAGAAAUUAAGAAAGCAGAGGAUCUGUGUCAGCUGAUGAAGGAGAAACUUGAAGAAGAGGAAAACCUCACCAGAGAACUGAAAUCUGAGAUUGAGCGGCUUCAGAAACGAAUGGCAGAACUGGAAAAGUUAGAGGAGGCUUUUAGCAGGAGUAAGAAUGACUGUACUCAGCUUUGUUUGAGCCUGAAUGAGGAGAGAAACCUGACCAAGAAAAUCUCCUCUGAGCUGGAAAUGCUCAGGAUCAAAGUGAAAGAACUGGAAUCUUCCGAGGACCGCCUGGAUAAAACUGAGCAGAGUUUAGUGUCAGAGUUAGAAAAGCUGAAGUCAUUAACUCUGAGCUUUGUUAGUGAGAGAAAAUAUUUGAAUGAAAAGGAGAAAGAAAAUGAGAAAUUGAUAAAGGAGCUCACUCAAAAACUGGAGCAGAACAAAAAAAUGAACCGAGAUUAUACAAGAAAUGCUUCCAAUCUUCUAGAAAGGAAUGACCUACGGAUUGAGGAUGGUAUCUCUUCCACACUGCCGUCCAAAGAAUCAAGAAGGAAGGGCACUCUGGAUUAUCUGAAACAGGUAGAGAAUGAAACAAGAAACAAAUCAGAAAACGAGAAGAACAGAAAUCAGGAAGACAACAAAGUAAAAGACCUUACCCAAGAGAUUGAGAAACUUAAGACACAGAUCAGACAUUUUGAAUCUUUGGAAGAAGAGCUUAAGAAAAUGAGGGCCAAAAAUAAUGACCUUCAGGAUAAUUACCUGAGUGAACAAAAUAAAAACAAACUCUUAGCCAACCAGCUGGAGGAGAUAAAGCUACAAAUCAAGAAGCAGAAAGAGUUAGAAAAUGGGGAGGUAGAAGGGGAAGACACUUUCUUGUCCAGCAAAGGCAGGCAUGAGAGGACUAAGCUCAGAGGCCACGGGAGUGAGGCCUUCGUGACCAAGCACACAUCCCGGGAACCGUCCCCUCAGCAUAAGCGGGAAAGACACCGAAACAGGGAGACUGCUCUCAAUAAUGAAAACUAUUCUCUUGGCAACCGGCAGGUUUCCUCUCCCAGUUUCACCAACAGGAGGGCAGCCAAAGCUUCCAACAUGGGGAUAGGGACAGGUACAGACAGUGGGACUCAGGAGACAAAGAGAACUGAAGACCGAUUUGCAUCUGGCUCCGCUCAGAGUGAAGGGAAGAAAUCUAGGGAGCAGCCAUCAGUGCUCAGCCGUUACCCGCCAGCGGCCCAAGAGCACAAUAAAGUUUGGAAGGGAACUCCCAAGCCAGGCACUGAGAGUGGGUUGAGAGGAAAAGUAGAGAAGACAACACGGACAUUCAGUGACACCACCCAUGGAUCUAUUCCCAAUGACACUUUGGGUAGAGCUGACAAGACUUCUGAUACCUCCUCUGAGGCCCUCUUUGGCAAGAGGGGACAGGUGCCAAGCAGUGGAAGUCAAAUAUCUCAGGCUACAGACUCUGGUAGUUCUAAGACUGUUGGAGUUUUGGUCUCAUCUCGAAGAUCCUCCUCAGAAAGUCUCUCAAAGGGCAAAAAGUCUGCCACUGGCCAGGAGGCUGAUAGCAGUUUCCCAAAUUCCAAGGCUCCUGUUUUAUCAAAGUAUCCUUUUAGCUCCAGAAGCCAAGAGAACAUCCUUCAGGGCUUUUCAACUCCAAAUAAAGAUGGAGUUGAUCAACCUGUAGCAGUUGUGAUGGAAGACAGCAGUCAACAUGAAGCCCUGAAGUGUCAUGUUAUCAAAUGUAGUGGCAGAGAGAAACCAGACUCAGAUGAUGAUUUGGAUAUAGGAUCCCUUGUUACUGCCAAGUUGGUAAACACAACUCUCACUCCAGAGCCAGAGCCCAAACAGCUGCUUAACUCUAGAGAAAAAGCCAAAUCUCGAGGGGGCCUUAGAACAUCCCUGUUUGAGAAUGAUAAAGAUGCUGGAACAGAAGGUGAAUCUGUGAAACCUGUCAGGGCCUCUACUAAUGCUGUGGAGUUCCCAGAGGCCAAUGGUGCUGGGGCAAAAAGCCAAAGACCCUUCAGUCCCAGGGAGGCCUUACGGUCCAGAGCUAUCAUCAAACCUGUUAUCAUUGAUAAGGAUGUGAAAAAAAUCAUGGGAGGAUCUAGAACCGAGGCUGCAAUGGAGAAACAGAAAUCCACUUCCAAACUGGGGCUAAACAAAGUGACAAGUAGCAUUACUAUCUAUCCCUCAGACAGCAGCAGCCCUAGAGCCACCCCAAGUGAAGCCUUGAAGGAGAGGCACAUGUCCACCAGCAACAUCCAGGUUGGGCCACAGGAGCUCACAUCAGUUAGCAACCAUGUUAGCACCCCUUUUGAGCUCUCCAUUCACAAACAUGACAUCACCCUGCAGCUCACAGAACCUGAAAGAAUGGCAGAUGGGCCCCAGAAGAGCAGGCCAGAAAUGGUGGUCUCUCGGAGCAGCAUUAUAAUCAAGCCAUCAGACCCUGUCGAGAGAAAUAGCCAUGCAUCCCCAGCGGAGACAAUCAGGUGGAAAAGCCAUGGUGCCCCUUCAGAAGUGGGUUCUACAGAUGCCCGGCAUGUUACUGUGCGAAAUGCCUGGAAGAGUAGGCGAGACUUGAACUCUGUAGAAGAUUCCCUAACCCAAAUAGGUAAAAAUGUGGAUUAUACUAAUGCGUAUACUCAGAGAUCUUCCACAGACUUCUCAGAACUUGAACAGCCCAGGUCCUAUCUUUCUGAGCAGAGCACUCAAAGGGUAGGAAAUUCAGGGGAUGCACCUGAGCUCUCCCCCAGAAGGACCCAAAGUAGCCUCACUGUGUCAGAGGUUCUCACCCGCCGGAAUCGGGCAGGAGACGCUGUCACUGCUGCAGCCUGGAUCCAUUCAGCAGGCCUGGAGGAAGGUGAAGACUGCACACUGAGUGUCUACAGGCGACUGCACAACUCUCUGGAUCGGUCUGAAUUGCCUGCAAAGCAGGGGCUGCCAGAGCCCGGCCGGGUACGCGCCGAGGAAAGGUUAAGGCCAGUCAGGCCCUGCGCGGAUGAAAACUGAGCCUGCUAGGAGAGGGCUGCUACCUCCCCACUGCUCCUGCUUCUCAUCUCUCCCACCUUGCUUCCCCACAAAGGAUCCAAGGCCAGUUAAUCAGGCUAGACACAGGCCUUGGCUGGGAGAUCGUCGCAGAGAGCCAGGCCAUGGCUCAGGUCAUUUUUGCCAAGUAGCCGGAGGGGAUCAGAGACUACAAGCUGGACAGAGUCACCCAGGCUCAGCCUUUCCCUGAUGCAUGAAUCUUUUCUCCCUCUUCCCUGGUAGUUUGGACCACUAUAGCCCCCAGAUGGGGAAAGAUAUAGAAACCCCUUGAGUCCCCACUAUACAACAGCAGCCAAAAACUCUCUGCUCCUUGGUGGGAUUUUCUGUAUCAUAGGGCAGCCCUGUCUCUGUGUGUUUAAUGUUCUGAUUUCUCAGUCUCCUCACAGCAUCCAUUUUACUCCGUUUGCCCUAAGGGCCCAAGUACCCAUUGAGACUUACCAGCCAUAAGCUCCAUCUAAGGGAUUUCCGUUCCUUUCCCCCCUUGGAAUUCUUUUCCUCAGACUUUGAACGCAGAAGUGAUCUGUGUUGCCUCUAAGGAAUUCUAGGACAGAAAAGCUUCAUCUUCCUCUGACCUGGCCCCCUGGCUGAUAUUGUUCCCUUGGGGCAAAGCACGCCCAGGUACCCAUCAGAAUGACAUCAUCCUCCCCCCACCUGAGCUCUGCUCACCUUCCAAAGGCAACCGGAAGUGCAUAAGCCUCAUACAUCUCCUUCUCUGGGCACCAGUACUGCUGCUGGCAUUGCCUCCUUUCUCUCCUCUGACUGGAGACUUCAGGCUGACUUCAUUGUUUCUACCUUGGAAAUAUCUCCAGACUAUGCUGGGACUUGACCCAGCAUCUCUGCCUUCUAGGAAGUGCCCAGCAAGGGGGAAACAUGGCGGGAAGAAGUGAUUUCCCUCUAGUCACUCCACAAAGCAAUAGAGCCAUGAAAGGCAUGGACUGAGAUUAUUCCCUCCUGUUCCUUUCAUCCCCCAUAGAGGAGGUAUUGCACUUUACCAAGCUGAUGCAUUCCUACAGAAGUGGGCCCAUGAUUUCUGCAAGUCGACUAUCAUUAUGAUGACUUAAUUAGAGGAAAGGUGAUAUGCAUUCCCAUUGAGGGCCCUAGUUUUAUAGAAUUCAAAAUGCAGCAAACCUUUCAGGAAGCCUUGUAAAUAAAAAUUGAUUAGUUUCCUUAUACCAAUUAUAUGGGAAGUUAAAAAACCUAUUUUGGCACAGCUUUUUCUAUGGCAUCCUCUCAAUUCAAAGCAGGACCUCCUUCAAAGGCUACCUUUAUGAAGCAGAUGCUAUUGCAUUCUUAAUGGAAGUGGGCAUUAGACCAGGAGUCAGGGAAACCUGGAUUUUCUUCAUGGCUUUGCUACUUCCUUACUGUGAGAUCUUAGGUAAGUCAUUGUCCUUUGGGGGCUUGUUUCCUAUAAAAUGAGUAUACCAUACUCAUUUUAUGGGUAUACUAUAAAAUGAGUUCUUUGAAAGGGCCCUGGAUCUCGGGCAUUUUAAGAUUCUGUUUCUGCCAUCUCAUAUUUGGAAGGGAUCAUCCAUAUGGAUUUGGGGUUUGAUAUGGAAAACCUACAUGGAUUUGGGGGGUAUAUUCCCCUGCCUUCAGUCCCACCCACCCACCCACCCCCAACCUUAUUCUUACCAGUUUCCCCAUGUUUUAAUCUCAUGGUGAUGAUGAAAUGAGAGAUGCUCCCUGGGUGGGCCUCAGGUUUUUCAGUCUUAUAAAAUGAAGGGGUUUAAUUAGUAAUGUCCCUGCCCUUUGUGACACAAAGCUUGCCCAGUGCCACACAGUAUCUCCUGGCUUUCAGGGAGGGUACUUCUCAUAAUACAAGACUGUGUAUCUCCUGUUCCUGUGCCUCUUUUAGAAUUUUUCUUGCAAGAGGUAGGCUUCUUGCGUUGUCUUCUCUGCCUCCACUCAGUGUGGAGAACCAGUGUUCAUCAAGCCUUUGUCUGCAUCAGAGUUGUCAAUCCUGGAGGAAGUUUGGGAAGCACCUACCUUACUUUCAGGGACAGGAAUGUCUUGCACAGACUUCCUUUUUCUUGAGUUUUGUCAGUCCAAGGGCAUUGUCAUGUGGUGUACCUUUCCUCUCCACAUCUCUGCCUCAGAUGCUCAGAUGAGUUCAGGAUUUCUUCCUUGCUGCUUUUCCUGGGUCAUUGGCCAGAAAUAUCAGGCUUGGGGCUUCAACCCCUUACGUUUAGCCUCCUUGCCAUUCUCCUUUACUGAUCGGCAAUCCCGAGAGGCCAAUGGAAACUGACCUCUAUGGUGGUUAACUGAGGAUAUAGGAAACUAAGUCUGUGGCUCUUCUCUGCUGGUGGAAACAGAAGGGUGCCAAGCCAUUCCCAAAAGGAUCUCACUAGUAAUUCCUGUCUUUGGGCCUUGGAACCCAGGGUUCUGGUGCUGUAGUUCCUGUUGCCAAAGUCGAAUCGUUCCACAUUUCAGCAGCACCGAUACCUGCCACUACUCAUAAUGCUCUGUGGAAGAGGAACAGCUAUGGCGCCCUCUUGCUAGGGCUGCCAUCUUGAUAAAUGAGUGCAAUAGGGGUUGACUGUAACAGUUAUUUCAGGACAAAUAUUUUGUUUCCUUAAUGUGCAUACUUUUAAAACUGUUGAACAAUAGAUUUUACUUUAAAAUGUUCCCAGCAUUGCAGAAAGCACUAUUUUUUAACGAGUUAAGGCUGGAGGAGGCUUAAUUCCUCUGGGUUUCAAAUGGCUGGCAAGGCUCUGAGAUUCUGGAGUUAGAAGGCAUGUUUCUGAAAAGCAACCAAGGUGUGACCGUUUGGACCCAGGCUUCACCAUUAGGGGCCUUGGAGGAAACCUUCAGUAGAGGGGAGACCUGGUAGUUGUCUGAUCAAGCCAAAUAUUCUCACUUGUCCCAACCAACAAACUCACUUUUAUGAAAAACUUAUUCUGCAGCCUGGUCUACAUCUUACAGGCAGGUAUAUGGUUGUGGGAGGGUUCUUAGUGAGAAUGUGGGACUUGGCACUACAAAGCUGCUUGGUUGGAGGAAGUGGAGCUAGUGUCUUCCACCUGCUGCUGUGUCCCUUUCCACUCUGAUACUAAGAAAACCACCAGAAAAAGCUGUAAGAGUGGUGAACAAAGAAGCUGUGGCUUUGUUUUUCAGCGAUGACAACAGUUAAAAUGUGGGUUAAAGGGAUUUAUGGUGGGGUCAAGGACUCUAAGCUCGGCUGCAGGCAAGCUUGCACAUAAAUCUUCCUCCUCUCAUGGGGCGUGUGUUUGGGGGGAGGGGGUCUAUAAUUGUUCUUGGACUUGUUGUCCUGGGGUGAAUUUAGUUCUUUAUAUUUAGUGGAUCAGUGCCAAGUGCUACCACUUUCCAGUAAAGGAAUAGGGAUCCUGGGACUGGGUCCCUGGCUGCCUUUGUUGGGGUGGAUUUGUUGUUGUUACCCUGACAGACUGCUUUGGAAGAGCUGCUUUUAGGGAUUAUCCUUUCAACACCCAGGGUGGGGAACAGGGUUCUCCUCAAAGCCUCACAACCAAGGUCAUAGGAAAGGGGCCCUAUUUUCCUGCUGCUUCACAGCUCAGAACAUGUACUGAAUGGAAUGUAUUUUUAAGAGAAUAAAGUCUAUUUUUUUGUAUUUUAAAGAUUUAGGGGGGAGGGGCUAGGGAGGUGGCCCUCAAACUUACUGCAUUAUAGGCCCCCCUUUGCUGGGGGCCUUAGUCUCUGUCAGUCCACAUCUACGUGCUCAGGCAGGUGCUCUGGUCUCGUCCCUGCCCUUUGGAGUCCAGGUGCAGCAGCUUCUACAUUCCUGCUCCAAGCAUGGGACCAAGGAGGCUGGACCCUGUCCCUGGAAACCAGGGCAAAGCCAUGAGCGGUGACUCAGGGCCCCUUGGGUGCAUGUGUAUAGUUGAAGCUGCCUGUCUGCAUGUAUCCUCUGGCUCUAAUGCUGUUGGCUCUGCAGCACAAUAUGUAACCAAUAAAGCUCUCCAGUUUCCACUG